Molecule: messenger RNA, 1446 nt
Organism: Cottoperca gobio
Lineage: Eukaryota; Metazoa; Chordata; Actinopteri; Perciformes; Bovichtidae
Exons: 2
Coding region: 54-908 (284 amino acids)
Source: RefSeq, a predicted model, not a curated record
UGCCUUUUAUGAAACAUGUUAUUCUAUGAACACCCAUUCUAGAAUGUUAAGUGAUGUCAUAUCAAGAAUUGUCUCAGAUACAAAAAACAACAGAGAAUUGUUCAUUCCCUACAAACCUGCUGAACAGAGUGCAUCAGAACGUAUACACAGAGAGAGAAAGUAUACCAACGAUGGACAAAACAAUGAUUGUAAGCCAGCACCUCCUUGUGGAAACGGAGCUGGCGAAUAGCUUGAGGAAACUGACCCUGGAGGAGAGGAGACUAGAGGUCAGAAAGCAAAUGUUUGUUGAGCUGAGAGAAAUGGAGGUGAACCGUAGACAGAAAGUCGCUCUGGAGACCCUGCAGCAAUGCAAAAGGGACAGAGAGGAGGAAGAACAAGAGGCAGAAAGGGCACUGCAGGAAAGCAUGGAGACGGCGAGGAGGCAGGAGUUUGAGCAGAGCCAACUGAAAGUAGAAAGACUUCAGUGGCAGCAGGUGAUGCUAACAAGCCCCACCUGUAGCUUCAGUUCUCUGAAAAAAGACCAACAGAGUGAACCAAGUUCUGCUGAGCUCUGCCGCCAUAAGAGCGCCAAAGUCCACCCAGUGAACCUGCCCUCUGACACCAAACACAAGACUCUCCACAACAACUGGGUUGGCGAGAAAACUAUCGAAAGUGUUCAAGCCAAAGACAACAGCGCCACCUAUCUGCUCUUUGCUGCUAAGUCAAACCCCAAGUGUGAAGAACAAAAACCCAAAGUCAACAAGUCCCUGCAGUGGAUUCAGGACCGACUGAAGGUCGGACACUGGGUCGACAAGUACCAGCACUACGCGGACAAGGAGAGGGAAAAGCGCACGCGCAAUGCAGAGCAGCAUUAUGAAAGCUGGAUUGCUUUCCACCAAAUCAGCAGCAUGAGCACUUACUUUUACUAAUUCACUUCGUUUUUUUUGUUUUAUUAUUUACUGUGGUACUGUGCUUAUAGUGUCGCCUGCUGGAGAGUCUGCAGUUGCUCAGAUGGGGAUCAGACACUAUACAAGCAUGAUGUCUACCUGUUCCUGUUCUGCUGCAGUAGACUCAGUCCUGGAGGGCUGAUGAGAGAGGCUCACGCACACACCUCCCUGAAAACACCCGAGCUCCUCCCGUCUGUCAUUUUUACCUGGCUCAGGACAGGAGUAUUCCACAACCAACCACUUGUGGAAACUCCUGUGACUGUGGACAGGACUCUUGCCACACUUGUUGGAAGAGUCCAGUCCACUGUAAUUUCACCUGGCUGUGGACACGACUCUUGCCACACUUGUUGGAAGAGUCGUGUACACAACCAGGUAAAAAUGACAGAAGAGGAGGUACGGUUUUUCAGGCCACUCCCGACUCUCCCCAGCAGGAGGCGCCAUGGCCACAGUCCACCGUCACACUGCGUUUUCUUUUUUGGUGUGAUGUAUAAACUAUAAUAAAACUGUGUUGAAGUGAAAA